Molecule: messenger RNA, 4321 nt
Organism: Scophthalmus maximus (turbot)
Lineage: Eukaryota; Metazoa; Chordata; Actinopteri; Pleuronectiformes; Scophthalmidae
Gene: rfx1b
Product: regulatory factor X, 1b (influences HLA class II expression)
Exons: 18
Coding region: 186-2702 (838 amino acids)
Biological process (GO): regulation of transcription by RNA polymerase II
Cellular component (GO): nucleus
Molecular function (GO): RNA polymerase II cis-regulatory region sequence-specific DNA binding; DNA-binding transcription factor activity, RNA polymerase II-specific
Source: RefSeq, a predicted model, not a curated record
UAGCAACAGUUGCCCCGGUGAAGGCAAGGCGCCAUAGUCACGGUAGUCCUGGCGACAAGAACCAAGCAACGGGAGUCAACAACAACAACCAAAAUCUAAGGGGGAAAAAACUUUAACGACCAAAAAGGACAACACUGGGAUAAACGACAGGUGAAAAAAACUAGUGCCUCAAAGAAUUGGUUUCCAUGGCAACUUCUGGAUACUCGGAGGACCUUCAGCCUCAGCAGGCCAACACAGUAACCAUAGCAACACCUGCUUCCACCACACCCUCAUCCGCAAAGACGGCACACUUCCUGUCUGAGCUCCAACCGACCUCUGGAACCGCUGCAACGGCUAACCAAUCAGGUGGCGCCUCGAAGAGCGGACAGGAUGCACUUUGUUCUCAAGCGCCACCCGCCCAGGGCCAGGGCCAGAAGGCAGUGGUUCUGACCACUCCCACACAGCACUAUGUAACCCCUGACAUCCAGCACUCUACGGUUCAGAAGACUAACGGUCAGAGUGGCUCGCCUCAGUACAUCAUAGUCACUGUCACAGAGGGUUCUGUUCACUCCAAUGACAGUCUAUCGGACUCCAGCCCACCGGGCCCCGGCGUUCCUACUCAGGUGGUCCAACCAGUGCAGACCACUCCACAGCAGAGGUCAGUGUUGCAGGCGGUGUCGCAGGCAGCCAAGAGAAUUCAGACAGGCCACAUCAACAACCUGCAGUCUGUGCACCUUAACCAGGAGGUUGAGCACGUGUACUCUGGCCAGGUGCAGUAUGUGGACGGAGCAGGAGAAGCAACUUUCACCACAUCCGCCAUUCGAUCGAGCAACUACCCCUUCUCCGACUCGCCCCUCUACUCCCAGACCCCUCCCACUUCCUCUUCCACCUACUACGAGGCCCCGCCCAGCUCCGAGUCAGACAUUACUGGAGCCGUGACCUCGGCGGUUUCUCUGGCAACGGGAGGAGCCAAUAGCGGGGCAGCUGCCGCGGGUGGAGCAGGCUACAUCGUUCAGGGAGGUUAUGUGCUGGGAGGAGGGGGAGGAGCAGCAGGGGGCGGAGGAGGAGGACAGAGUUUCUCGAGCCCUAACUCUCGUGCCCCACCUGCUACAGUCCAGUGGCUGUGUGAUAACUAUGAGGGGGCGGAGGGGGUGAGUCUACCUCGCUGCACCCUUUACUACCACUACCUGCUGCACUGCCAGGAGCAGAAACUAGAACCUGUCAAUGCUGCGUCCUUCGGGAAACUCAUCAGGUCCGUCUUCAUGGGGCUACGCACUCGAAGAUUAGGAACCAGAGGGAAUUCUAAGUACCACUACUAUGGCCUGAGGAUCAAAUCUGGUUCUCCGCUGCUCAGACUAAUGGAUGAGCAACAGCACAUGGCUAUGAGGCAGCAGCCUUUCUCACAGAAAAACAGUAGGAUAAAGCCAGUUCACAAGACACCGGGGAUCACCAACGGUACAUCAGGUGGUUCAGGUCAACAGCAGGCAGCGGCCCUCUGUGAUAUUUCAGCACAGGUGCAACAGUAUCAGCAGUUUCUUGAGGCGUCAAGGCUGCUGCCAGACUUUGCGGACCUGGAUCUACAGGAUUGCAUCCUGCCUGACGGGAUCCUUUUAGAACACCUCAAGGCCUUUCAGACUCUCUACAGAGAACACUGCGAGGCCAUUCUAGAUGUGAUGGUCAACCUUCAGUUCACUCUCGUGGAGACACUGUGGAAAUCCUUCUGGAGGUUCAGCCAGAGCAACGACACAGAAUCGCUCAACCUGCACAGCGAGUCUGAGAAGCGGCUGCCCAAAUCCUGCCUGGUGGUGCUGUGUAAGUUUGAGCCAGUGUUGCGCUGGACCAAAGAGUGCGACAACCUGCUGUACCAGACUCUGGUGGAGAUCCUCAUCCCCGACGUCCUGAGACCCAUUCCUAGUGCCUUAACUCAGGCCAUCCGUAACUUUGCCAAAAGUCUGGAGAACUGGUUGACCAGUGCCAUGAUGAACAUCCCAGAGGAGAUGGUUCGCAUAAAGGUGGUGUGUGUGAGCUCCUUCUCUCAAACACUGCGACGCUACACCAGCCUGAACCACCUGGCCCAGGCCGCUCGCGCUGUCCUGCAGAACUCGGCCCAGAUCAACCAGAUGCUCUCCGACCUCAACCGAGUAGACUUCACCAAUGUACAGGAGCAGGCGUCCUGGGUGUGUCAGUGUGAAGACCUCGUGGUUCAGAGGCUGGAGCAAGACUUUAAGAUGACUCUUCAGCAGCAGAACUCUCUGGAGCAGUGGGCCACCUGGCUGGAUGGUGUCGUCACACAGGCCCUGAAGCCUUACGAGCACAAUUCUGCCGCUCUACCCAAGGCCGCCAAGGUCUUCCUGCUCAACUGGUCCUUCUAUAGUUCAAUGGUAAUCCGGGACCUGACUCUGCGCAGUGCUGCAAGCUUUGGCUCCUUCCACCUGAUCCGCCUGCUGUAUGAUGAGUACAUGUACUACCUGAUAGAGCACAGGGUGGCCCAGGCUAAAGGAGAGACACCCAUUGCUGUCAUGGGAGAAUUUGCCAGCACAGUCAAGAGAAGAACAUCUCCAGACCUGGAAAAAGAAGAAGAAGAAGAGGACGAGGAAGAGGAGAGCGAAGAAGAGGGAGGCGAUCUAGUGCUGCAGUCCAGCUCUCUGAGUGCGGUCGAUGAGGAGUCGAUGGAGCCGCCCGCCAAGCAGCCCAGGACAACUUUAAAUCUGCACACACCUUAGCCAAGCGUCUGAAUAAUCACAUGCGCCACCUCACACCCACCUGUGCUCUAAAUUCAUCAUCAUGUCAUCCCAUUAUGUCACCUACUUGGAUGUUUGAUGUCGAGCAUGUGGUCGUCCGGUGCGCGUGCAAAGUGUUCGAGAAAGCGGGAGAGCCCUUUGCCAAUUAUGCAUGUUCCACUUUUUUUUGCCACCAUUCUUCUUUCUCUUGGCCUUCACCCAAUCAUUUGCAAUCCUUCCCUGUGCCUUCCUCUAAACUAACCUAUACAGUGUAUCCUCGACCCCCUGCUGCCCUGCCUUAACCACUGACCUGAUUGCUGUGGAGGGAGAGAUGAAAUGACCACAGCAUUUCUCAUUGUACUCUAAACUCAAAAAUAUCUCUUAAGUUACCUCUAAAGCAAAGGACUAUGCAGAGGAGCUGGACUUUAUUGAACAGCAAUGUUCUGAAAUAUAAAUAAUGAAAUAUAAUUUUCUUUUUUUUUCUAAAUCUCAGAGUAGCAUCUGGAAUGAUACUGCACCAUGAAUUGUGUUGAAUUAUGUUGAAUUUAGAGCGAUUUGUGGAUGCCAUAUUUGACUUUGUGAUUUCUCAUUCAUUUGGCCAGCCAACCUAUACCCUGUGCCUUUGCGAGAUUAAUAGCCUGAAAAAGUAAAAACGCUUGUGUUCUAUAUAUUCUGUAGCAGUGGAUUAAUAAAUGAAGGUCCUGUGAAGUAGUUUUGGUGUUGUGAUGAACUUUUGCUUGCUGUUAAAAAAAACAAAAAUCAGAUGGUGACAGUCGAGCUUUGUUGUGAUAAGUCCACCCAGUUUGCUCUUCAUCCAUCCAUUCUUUCGAACUCAUCAUCUUUCCCUUACACAUGAACAAUCAGUCCCACUCCACCACACACACUGAUAAAUAGUGCAACUUGAGUCAGCCACAGGCCAAAGCUCAUCCUACAUUGUAUCCAUGGCAACCUCUGUACCAGCUACAACUCUCUCUGUUUUUAUAGUGUAAAAGUAGAUGUUUAUUUUCUGGGUUUCUAUGUGGAAUAUAUUGCAGAUAACCUAUAUAAUGUCGUAUAUCUAAAAUGUUUGUAUGUUGUCGAACCAUUAUUGCCUUAAGAAACAUGUCGUGGUUUGUCCACCAUCCAGAGUAUUGAGCUAUAUUUUUAUUGUGAUGAUGAUGGGCCAAGCAUGAUGUGAAUGUGGUGGCUUUCUAAAUUAACCCUUUCCAAAGAGCACAUGCUCAACAGGCAUCUUCACAGACAGCAUGAAGAGAUGAUUUUGUUAGGUGUCGGACUUUGAUACUGAUAAAAAAAAAUUGAAAAGCUUCUCAUAGGGGCAUUUCCUGCAGGACAAUAUGGUUUUAAGAUCCCACCAAAGAGUACUAAAUAGGGAAAAGGGUAUUUUUACAUUUAUUCAUAUGGUGAGGGUAAAGAACAAAAUCUGCCUGGAAAAAUUUAAAUCGACUAACUGCGAUGUCAAUCACAAAGAUUGUGACUUGGAUUGGGUCCCUCGCUUGUGCUGCUGAAUAUUUUACAAAAAUGAAAUCCUCCUGUUAUUCUGAAGAACUUUGUACGUAAGUCUGUGAUCAACAUUUGUAGCUUUAUUCUCACUGUUAACUAAAAAGAUGUGAUUGCUCCCAAAA